UGGACGAUGAUGGAUCUGAACGUCGCUCUAUCAAGGAAUGAACCGUGUCGACAUACGUGCUUCUCAAAAGUUGGAUGAGAGAUCCAAAGGCAAACGACGAAACGCCUAUGCCUACAUGAUUAGUUACCACAGUCAUGGACUUCGAUCUGAGAAUCCAAGAUGGCGACCACGUCAGCCGUUGCAGCCUGCCAUCCAGAGGUCCUAGCCGUGGUCUGCCCCAGCUGAUCACUGUGUGUCACUCUGGUCAUGAGGAGGCCUGGAUUCUGCUCAACAAUAUUCAGCUACAUUUCCAGGAAGCUAAGUGACUGGCACGAAUAUGAGACAGUACUUACUCUGUGACCCAUCGUCAAUACCAUCAAACUCCCAGCCAGAUGUGCUGUGAGCCGGCAGAACCAGUCUAGAUUUCCAGCUGGGUUUGAAAAGUAUCAGGAAUCAAACUCUCAUCCGAGAAAUUCCCUGAAAGAGUUCCCCGUUCUCUCCUCACCAUGGGCAAUGCAAUAUCCCUCGCCAUGGGAACAGGUGACGGCCAUCUGCACGAGUCCACGCAGCCCUCAGAAGACCCUCAGGAGCUCCAGGACCUACGCGGAUACAGGACCCCACGCAACACGUCUCUAUCUCGGGUUCACGUGGACGAGGCCGAGCCCCUGCUCCCCGGGGGCGUCCGCAGUGCGAGGAGCCUCCACAAAGCCGGGGGCACACGGGGAGACCCACAGAGCCGGGAGGGCGCGCCGCCGGCCAGGCCCACCGAGACGAUGCCUGCCCUGGUGCUGCAGAUCUUGGUGCCCUUCCUGCUGGCUGGGCUUGGCACCGUCUCGGCCGGUAUGCUGCUUGAUCUGGUUCAGCACUGGGAAGUGUUUCAGGAGGUCACAGAGAUCUUCAUACUGGUCCCUUCAGCAUUGGGCCUCAAGGGAAACCUGGAAAUGACCCUUGCUUCCAGGCUUUCAACUGCUGUGAAUACUGGGAAAAUGGAAACGGCAAGAGAAAGGAGGAGUCUGAUCAUCGGGAAUUUGUCUCUUAAACAGUUGCAGGCCACUGUACUGGGUCUUCUGGCAGCUCUGAUGGCGAUUGCUUUGGGAUGGAUGGCAGAGGGUCAGAUGCCCUUUAACCAUGCCCUCCUCCUGUGUUCAGUCAGUCUGGCUACUGCCUUCAUGGCCUCAUUGCUACAAGGCGUCAUCAUGGUGGCUCUGAUCCUUGGCUCCAGGAAACUGGGUAUAAACCCGGACAAUGUGGCCACGCCUUUGGCCGCCAGUUUCGGAGACCUCAUCACUCUUGCCUUCCUCGCCAGCUUCAGUCGGUGGUUCUACGGAUGCCUCGAGCCCUACUCCUAUGUGUUGGUCCUGGUGAAUGUGGUAUUACUGUGUCUUAUCCCGUUGUGGGUGGCCAUCUCAUCCAGACAACCAGCUAGCCGUAUCCUCCUUCGUAAAGGCUGGGAACCAAUCAUUACAGCCAUGCUGAUAAGCAGUUUGGGAGGACUAAUCCUUGACAAGACUGUAACAAAUGCAAACUUGGCAGGAAUUAUAAUUUUUGUUCCGGUUAUAAACGGGAUUGGAGGAAGUCUGGUCUCCAUUCAGUGUAGUCGUAUUGCUACUGCCCUGCACAUUGGCAGCUCCCCUGGGGAGGUUCCAGAGGGCCGUAAGGGACCCUGCAGAGCCUGCCACAUGUUCUUUGGAUCAGGGGCAAACCAUCGAUCGGCCCAAGUGCUAUUCCUAUUGGUCAUCCCGGGUCAGCUGAUCUUCUUAUACACGAUUCAUCUGAUGGAGGGCGCUCACACGGUGCCGACGCCGUUCUUCCUGUUCAUCUUCCUGGCGGUCGCCCUCCUUCAAGUGUAUUCCUUGCUGUGUGUGGCCGACUGGUUGGUGCCCUGGCUCUGGCAGCGGGGGAAGGACCCUGACAGCUUCUCCAUCCCCUACCUCACUGCCCUGGGAGACCUGCUGGGUACUACUCUGCUGUCCCUGGCCUUCCUGCUGUUCUGGUGGACCGGGGAGCCUAUCAGCACCUCCUUUGAAUGGUUCGGACGGACCUGACUGUCCUUUUGGGUCCUUUUGGGCAUAUAUAUCAUUCUUAUUGUACAUAUACAAUAUUGCUUGGCAAUGAGAUGCUGUUUGAGCGACUCGUGAUUGAAAGGCUACUUUAUAACAUAUUUAAUUAACUAUUUCAAUUUUUUGUCCAGUUUAAAAUGUUAUGAUAUUCUUAUGAAAUAUGGACACUGUCAAAUCUGCGUUGAUGGAAUUUAAAAGACAUUCUGCAACAAGUUAUGGAGGUGUAUUCUCUGCUGGGGUUCCCGCGUAUCCAAAUCCACCGAGACGCACUUACUCCAGAGCUGACCUUCUGAAGCUUCAACACGCCUGCCAGACAUUUGACUUAUCACUCGAUCAACUGGAUUUCAUACCAAAACUUUGAUAAAGAAGACAAUACGGAGGAAAAGAGGACCCAGAGGAGGAAUUAGGAACAGGAUUAGGAGACAAGGGAGUAAGCUACCGAUACUUGCUUUCACUUUGUAAAAUGUGCGAUCACUGCGUAAUAAGAUGGAUGAGCUUGCUGCACUGUGUCAAAAGCCCCGCCCUGCACUUGGGUCGUCAGAUCAUAAUGUAAUUUUACUACUGCCUAAGUAUAGACAAAAAUUUAAAACACACAAAAUCCCGACCAAAACCCUCCAGGUCUGGAAUAAUGAUUCUCUAGAAAGUGACGUGUGUCCCGAAAGGACCCAUUGUAUUGAUGCAUUUAGCCGCUCCAGAAUCAAUCAUGAAAAGGACACAAAACCACGCUGUCAACAAAUGUUACUUCACAUAUAUAUGCGUGCCUUAUAUAUCUUAUUAUGUCGAAAUUUAGAAUCACUCAAGAUAUGUCUGCGUCAAAUUCAAAGUGCGAUCAAUGGUAAAGAACACAUAGACGGGGGGAGACAUGGGCUGCAUGAGAGGGCCACUGUGAGGAACACAAAGAACGUGUGUCUCUGUAGGCCCCAUGGUAGGCCCUAGUUUACGACCUCACGCCAUGCAGACACAAAUGCCUUUGUGUUACGAUCCCGAGGCCCCCAUUUUGGGGGUUGGGAUUUACUAAUGAUGUGGUCUGUUUUUGGGAUAUAAAACACUUCGACUAAUUUAAGAGAGAGUAAAAGAAAUCGAGGGGUCCGGAGCAAGUAUUGACAAUAGACUUUAUCGUUUAAAAAGCAACAACGAUAACAGCCGAAUUAUUUGCAAAGCAAUUUGCCGGUCAACGGAUCUCGGCUUCUUCUUUAUUCACAAACACACACAAAGCAGUUUCUUUGUUCGAGGUUUCCGCCCACAAUCAAUCAUGAGUUUGUCUAACCAAAUUAUCAACAAAAUAAUUUAGGACACCAGUCUGAGGUCAGCACGCAUAAACCCCGUAGCUUCCUGCCCCUAUGGGGGGUUUCUUCCAACAUACGCUCUGACCCCAGUCAAGCCCUGGAUCAGAAUCCAGAGACGCUUUAAAUGUUUUCUACCAUUAGAUAUACACGCCUAAUAAUAAUCAUGGUUUACCAUAGAAUAUAAUCAUUCAUUUCUACCACACAACGUAAAACAAACACAUGUUGAGGCUGGGUGUCUUCCUUGAACAGACCAAUAUCAAAUCUACCCUUCAUAAGUAAAAUCAUUGAGAAAGUUGUCCUCCAGCAACUAAAUCACUUCCUGGCAUCAACUGGUUGCUAUGACACCUUCCAAUCAGGAUUUCGACCCCUGCACAGCACUGAGACCGCCCUUAUUAAAGUUGUAAACGACAUCCGUCUUAACACAGACUCUGGCAAAACCUCAAUACUAAUGCUACUUGACCUCAGUGCUGCAUUCGACACUGUAGACCAUACAUUACUUCUGGAAAGGUUAGAAAACUGGGUGGGGCUUUCAGGCACUGUCUUAAAUUGGUUCAGGUCCUACCUACAAAAUAGGAACUACUUUGUUUCCAUUGGCGACUUUGUAUCAGAAUCAACCAACGUGACAUGUGGAGUCCCACAAGGUUCGACCUUAGGACCCUCUUUAUUCAACAUCUACAUGCUCCCACUAGGGCAAAUCAUGCAAAAUAACAAUAUUGACCAUCAUUGCUAUGCUGAUGACACGCAAAUCUAUGUAUCGCUAUCACCAAAUGACUAUCGGCCCAUAGAUCUGCUGUGCCAGUGAAUUGAGCAAGUGAAGGAAUGGAUGUGCCGAAAUUUCCUUCAACUAAAUGAGGACAAAACAGAGAUAAUUGUAUUUGGUUCUAAAACGGAAAGGCUUAAAGUAACCCAACACCUUCACUCUCUGUCCCUGAAAACCUCAAUCAAAGCCAGAAAUCUAGGGGUUAUUAUCAUGGAUUCAGAUUUACAUUUUGACAGUCACAUCAAAUCAGUUACAAAAUCGGCAUAUUAUCACCUUAAAAAUAUAGCAAGACUUAGAGGGCUCAUGUCCACCGAAGACUUACAAAAACUUGUACAUGCCUUUAUCACUAGUAAGCUUGAUUACUGCAAUGGUCUCCUCACAGGUCUCCCAAAACAAACUCUGAGGAAGCUUCAGCUUGUUCAGAAUGCUGCUGCUAGAGUUCUAACAAAGACCAAAAAAUUUGAUCAUAUUACACCAAUUCUGAAAUCGUUACAUUGGCUUCCUGUAGGUCAGAGAAUUGAUUUUAAAAUCAUGUUGCUAACCUAUAAAACCCUACAUGGUUUAGGCCCAAAAUACUUAACUGAUAUGCUUCCACUACAUCAGCCUUCUAGACCACUAAGAUCCUCUGAGACCAAUCUGUUAAUUAUCCCCAGAGUAAACACAAAACAUGGGAAAGCAGGAUUUAGUUACUAUGCAACAAAUAGCUGGAAUAAACUCCCAGAGGAUUUAAGACUUGCCCCAACUCUGAGCACCUUUAAAACAAGACUGAAGACUUUUAUGUUUGCUAUAGCUUUCUGCUAAAAUCUUAAAUACAUUGCACUUUCUAAAAAGCUUUUUUAACUUUGCCUUUAUUUUCUAUUUUAAUACUAAAAUGCCUUUUUCUAUUCUACCCAUUUCUUUGCAUAUGUUUUUCUUUUACUUAUCUAUUAUUUUAUUUUAUUGUAUGACAAUGUUUAUAUGUGAAGCACUUUGAGUCUGCCUUGUGUAUGAAAAGUGCUAUAUAAAUAAAGUUGCCUUGCCUUGCCUUGCCUUGAUGGGGAGAGUAAUAAUAAUAAUAAUGCAUUGAAUUUAUAUAGCGCUUUUUCCUAGACACUCAAAGACGCUUUACAUUGAAGGGGGGGACCUCACUCACCACCACCAGUGUGUAGCACCCACUAGGGGUGAUGCACGGCAGCCAAUCUGCGCCAGAACGCUCACCACACACCAGCUCGAGGUGGAGGGUGAGGGAAUUAAUGAGUCAGCCAAUUAUACAAUUAUACAGGGAGAUGAUUAGGGGGCCAGAUUGAAUGAGCCUGGUUGGGCCAGGACACCGGGGGAACCCCUACUCUUUGCGAUAAGUGCCCUGGAAUCUUUUAUGACCUCAGUGAGUCAGGACCUCGGUUUUACGUCUCCUCCGAAGGACGGAGGCUUCGGACCUGGGUUAGUUCAGGCCUUGCUAUAAAGAUGUCAAGCCAGGUGUGAAUCCCAAGGUUGAUCUGCUUAAAGUGUAACGUAAAAAAAAACAUGUUGAGUCUGGGUGUCUUCCUGGAAUGCGGAGAGUAAAGGCAAAAGUAUAAUUCUCUGACUCCGUAAUCCGACUUUGAUUCUACGGAGACCCCUCGAGCAUUCACAGUUCUCCGUCGGGAUCCCAGAUACGCAAUGCAAUUCGCCGCCCGAUCAAUCUUAUAUGUUGACUACUAACCAUGUAAAUA
Molecule: messenger RNA, 5776 nt
Organism: Gadus chalcogrammus (walleye pollock)
Lineage: Eukaryota; Metazoa; Chordata; Actinopteri; Gadiformes; Gadidae
Gene: slc41a2a
Product: solute carrier family 41 member 2a
Exons: 12
Coding region: 486-2024 (512 amino acids)
Biological process (GO): monoatomic cation transport
Cellular component (GO): plasma membrane
Molecular function (GO): monoatomic cation transmembrane transporter activity
Source: RefSeq, a predicted model, not a curated record